UCGUUGUAUUACUAUAUAAAGGGGAGAGGUUAAACAUGCAUUUGAGUUUGCCAUCAUGAUGCUCCGUUUCUUUGCUGUUCUCCUUGCAGUAACCUGCACCUAUGCCUCGCCUCACAAUCGGGCACUCUGGCAGUUCCAUAGUUUGAUCAAAUGUGCCAUUCCGAACAGCGAGCCCCUGAAAGAAUAUAAUAAUUAUGGAUGUUACUGCGGACUAGGAGGAAAAGGGACUCCCAAGGAUGCUCUGGACAGAUGCUGCGAGGUCCAUGAUAACUGCUACUCCCAAGCCAUGGCACUCUCCAGCUGUGGUGGGCUAGUAGAUAACCCAUAUACCAGGAGUUACCAAUACACCUGUUCUGGAACAAGUAUCACCUGUACAUCUUAUAGUGAUGCCUGUGCUCAGUUUAUCUGCAAUUGUGACCGCGCUGCUGCCGUCUGCUUCUCCAGAUCACCAUACAACCCAGGCUACAAAGACCUUGACAAAAACAAAAACUGCUAAGUUGUCUCCUCUGAUAUUCUGUAUGAUAUCAUCCGAACUGAGAUCAAGUAAUAAACAUAGCGGUAUAUGUGCAA
This is a messenger RNA of Pseudophryne corroboree (corroboree frog), 570 nucleotides long. It is a transcript of the gene PLA2G1B, whose product is annotated as phospholipase A2 group IB. Gene Ontology annotation, biological process: arachidonate secretion; lipid catabolic process; phospholipid metabolic process. The transcript has 4 exons. The record is from RefSeq and is a predicted model, not a curated record. Bases 56 to 496 code for a protein of 146 amino acids. Gene Ontology annotation, molecular function: calcium ion binding; phospholipid binding. NCBI's taxonomy places the organism in Eukaryota, Metazoa, Chordata, Amphibia, Anura, Myobatrachidae.